Messenger RNA from Orbicella faveolata, 3896 nucleotides. Its product is annotated as E3 ubiquitin-protein ligase TRIM71-like. Lineage: Eukaryota; Metazoa; Cnidaria; Anthozoa; Scleractinia; Merulinidae. The record is from RefSeq and is a predicted model, not a curated record.
CUGUUUUAUGCCAUGCAAGUCAGGAUAAGCUUAAGAUUUUAGAAAAUAGAUAACUGAUGCCAUUGCCAUAUAUGAAAAUUACAGUCCAUAAUGACAUAGGUAGUUUUGAUCAUAACAGACUGCCAAGAAGCAUUUUUCCUCUCGUGAGAGAUCGACGCGCGGCCCGCGAACCAGCUCACGAGGGACGCGUGACUCGCAGAUAACCGCAAGUCUUCGCGAGUCAGUAGAGAUUGUAAGUUCAAACCAUAGCUUGAAGUUCUGUCUGACCAACAAACCAUAACAAAAUGAGCUGUCCAUCGUUUGUGCGUGAUCAAAACAAGUGAAGUCUAUUCAGACAGAAAGGAAUUGAAAUACAGACCUUAAAGCAGUACUCUUUUGUUCUGAUCAAUGUUUUAGUGACACCUGAUCAACGAGCUUAAACGGAGUGCCUCAGGGUCACAAUCUUAGGAAUCAGUAUCCAAGACAAAAUGACAAAGGCUCUUAAAACAACGUUCCAUGAUUGGUUCUAAUAAGCGAAAAGAUUAUCAUAAUAAACAGCCACGAUUCCAAGAAGACCUAAAAAAAGAAAGUCACAAGACUUCAUUGUCCCGAGUCGAGUUCGGCGAAAACCUUGCUUUAUUCGCUUGUUUCUGAACACGACAUGGAUGUCAAAACGUUGCUCCAUAAUCUCCGUGAAGAAGUGUGCUGCUCGGUGUGUUCGGACAUAUUUACCGAUCCAAAACAGCUGCCAUGCUUACACAGUUUCUGUCUGCACUGCUUGAAACAAUGGCAUAGGACGAGCCAUGGCCGCGACACCAUCAGAUGCCCGAAAUGUCAACUUGUUAGCAAAGUACCUGAAAGAGGUGAUCUGAAGGAUCUUCCAACCAGUUUUUAUCUGAAUGGCUUGAUUGAUGUGCUGGCAAUAAAAGAGUGCCGAAGCAGCCAAGUGAGAUGUGGGAACUGCGAGAAGAAAAGCUCCGAGACUUCUUACUGUUUCCACUGUUGCAUAUUUUAUUGUCAAGAGUGCGUAACUGGACACAACAUCAUGCGAAACAAUAAAGAUCACCGUGUUCUGGCGCUGAAUGACUUUCAAGACAUGGACUAUGAGGAUGUGCUAAAGCGACCUGUGUUCUGUGCAAAACAACGGCACGAGAAAGAAGAGCUAAAGUACUUUUGUAAGAACUGUGAACUGGCGGUCUGCCAAACUUGUGUCACCCUCAGCCACAGCGGCCAUGCUUUAGAGCACAUAGAAGAAGAAGCUGAAAGACAAAAGAUUGAAAUGAAAUCAAUGAUUGAAACACAGAGGCGUAAUUUACAAGCAAAGAUGGACGCUGUUACUAAACUUGAUGAAGACUACGCGAAGCUGAUACAACAAUGCGAAGAGGUGAAGAGAGACGUUCAGGGAACUGUGGACGAUUUAAUUGCCAAUAUUGAAGCGAAGAAGCAAAAUAUUUUUGCAGCGGUGGAAGACCAAACAAAGAAAUCACUCGACAGUCUAACAACCCAAAAGAGCGAAACCGAGAAUCAAAUAGAGGAGAUCAAAUCAUCGUUGGAUAAAGCUGACAAAGUUUUGACACGAAGUGCAAACGCUGAAGUCGUUCAAGUGAAAAAGUCAUUACAAACAAUCUUGAAGGGAGUCGAUCAAACUACUAAGCCAUCUAAGCGUGAUCUCAAAGGUCUGCCCAUUUUGGUUUUCGUGGAAAAUCAAAAGAUGUUAGAGACUGUCAACGCCGAAGAAAUUGGAACACUAAAACUACUGCAGCAAACUGAAGCAAGUCAUUCUGUCGCUGAGGGCAAAGGACUCGAAGAAGGAACUGUUGGAGGUGAAGAACAGUUUGUUGUGACCACAAGAAACGCAGAGGGAGAGCAGUGUUACAGUAAACAUGACCGUGUAACGGUAGAGAUCACGGACGAACAAGGACGAGAAUGCGCGACGGAAGUACGAAUAAAUGACAAUAAGGAUGGAAGCUACAAAAUCUCUUAUUCACCCAAAGAUCAAGGCAAAUACAAAGUGACAGUAAAGGUAAACGGAAAACAUAUUUGUAAAAGCCCCUUUUCUCUUCAGGUUAAAUUGUUUCACUUAAGACCUGUUCUAUCUUUUGGAAAACAAGGUUCGUCUGUGGGAAUGUUUAAUUAUCCCUGGGGGGUGGAAGUGAAUGUCAGAGACGAGAUAGCUGUAACGGAUGGUUUAAACCAGAGGGUUCAAGUCUUUAAUAGUGAUGGAAAAUACUUAAGAUCCUUUGGUCGGGAGGGACACAACGCGGGUGAAUUUGAUUAUCCUACCGGAAUAACUUUCCAUAAAAAUGGAAAUAUUUUCGUAGCAAACAACGGAAAACAUCGCAUCCAGAUUUUCAGUGGGGAGGGUGAGCACGUGGGUAUGUUUGGUGGGUAUGGAAGCCUUGAUAGUCAGCUCUCUAAUCCUUGUGGUUUAUCUGUAGACAGUGAUGGAAAUAUCAUUGUUGCUGAUGCAGGUAACAAACUCAUUAAAAUCUUUUCUCCUGAUGGCAAGUUUUUAAUGAAGAUAGGUGGGCAGGGCUCUUUUACUUAUCCUAUCCACUGUGUUCAGUGUGAUAGAUAUCUCAUAGUGCCAGACUACGAAGAACAUUGUAUAAAGGUUUACGACAGAUAUGGAAACUUUCAGUACAAGUUUGGAAAACAGGGUGGAAGGGACGGGGAGUUAAAUAAGCCCUGUUUUUUGUCAGUGAACAAGUCAGGACAGCUGAUGGUCUGUGAUUCAGGUAAUAAUAGAAUACAAGUGUUCGAACUGAAUGGGAAGUUUGUUGGUAAGUUUGGAACAAAGGGCAGUAAUUUAGGAGAAUUUGGUUCCCCGCGGUCUGUAGCAGUUCUAAGUAAUGGCCGAAUUGUUGUAUGCGAAUGGCUUAACCAUCGCCUUCAGUUGUUUGAGUGAAAAUUUAGUUGUUCUUUUCAAAAAAAAGAUGAGACUGUGGCUAACAGAGGGGAAUGGUUAUGAAACCCGACAACGUUUUUUGUUGUAUGUUUUUGUUCUCUUUUUUUUACCUUGACUGAGCACAAAACAUAAUAGUUGUUUAGUACUGACUGAGGAACCAACCAACAGAAACGUUUUGGUUACGUAAUUCAUGCAUAGUGUAUGACGAAAAACAAAAGAUUGUACGUAGGCGUGGACCAUCCAAAACUGAUAAAUCUUGGCAUCUUUGUUUUUUCCUUUGAUUUUUUGCGGGAUUCAUAGUCAUUCCCCUCUUUCAACUUUGAUGAGACUGACCGGCUAUUAUUUGGUUGUUCAAAAUAGAUUCAUAUUUAUGUUAGGGUUUUAUUUUUAAAUGUCAUGUUUGUUUAAUUAGGAUGUGACACCUCUCUGUAACAGAACUGAUGAAACCAACCCUGGAGAGUUAUUUUGCCUCCCCUGGGGGAAUUUUGACGUACCUCUUCUCUGGCCAGGGUCUCUCUGGGCCCCUACAACUUUUUUUUAAAAAAAUCCCAGGUCAGUUAUAUUUCUUCCUAUAUAUGGUGUAGAAUGAAAUGUUAGUUUCCCUCGAGGGGCGUUUUCCCCUGCAAGAAAAUGCAACGAGUUUGCCAAUGAUUCCUUUCUUGUUUCUUCAGGUAUACAAAAAAACAAGCACAUAAAUUACGGUCAAUUUUCCGAACUCUCAAAUGGCGUUUCAAAGCAUCAAAAUAUUCGGGGACGGGGGGGCGGGGAGGGGACAUAUCCCGAGGGGACAUGCCCCAAAGAAGGCAAACUUGCGGGAAACCCUUGUAUUUGGUUAGGAUGAGUAGCUACACCCUCUUGCCGUUGCAAGAGCUAGAUCUGAUUAGAAAAUUAGUAUUACUGUAAACGUUUUUCUACCUGAAGUAAGUUUUAUUAUAUAACAAAAGACGGAAUUAAAUUAAAGCAGUUCACGUGAGUAGUAAAGAUAAACGACCAUAGAUUUAUUGUUGAG